Durusdinium trenchii is the source of this 870-nucleotide messenger RNA. Lineage: Eukaryota; Dinophyceae; Suessiales; Symbiodiniaceae. The record is from the annotation of a GenBank genome assembly.
AUGCCGUUGAAUAUUUUGUGGGGCCUCUCAGCCUUUGAUUUGGUUCACAGGAAGGUUGGCUGGAAAAUUAUUGUAUUGUGGGUCGUCGCUGCACUUUCUCUCUUAGUUGCAAGUAUGGCAGUGUUUGGGUGGCUUUGCGAGUCAAGAAGGCAGGCUCGAAAGCAGUUGAAGCACCAAGUAAUCCUCAACAUGGAGGUUCGUUUGGCGAGAACAAUAUGUUUCUUUCCAUUGCACAUUUGCGUGAUGGCUUGCGUUUGCCUCAUAUUUCCAUCCACAGCUUACUCCUUGGAGCUGGUAAUGGCCAUUGCUGCAAGUGUUGUCAUGGCUUGCUUGGUUCAGUACUACUUGAUGGCACUUGGUGGAGGCAGGGCGGGUCGCGCAUCUGCCCAACUACUCGAAAAAACUCCGCAGAAGAAAUGGUGGAUGGCGUCCUAUUGCGGAGGUGUGAAUGAUAUGCUUCCCGGAAUGGGUUUUGUGUAUAGCAGACAGCCUCACUCCUUGGAGUUGCCAGACAUUCAUCGCGCGGUGAAGCUGGUUGAGCUUUUCAUGUGGAUCUACAUCAGCACCAGCGCAUUGCAGGUAGCACUCAGCGUGAUUCCAACAAGCGUUCACAAAGACGAGGACGGAUGGUGCGUUGAGGCUGCAGUUGUAAGCCCUGGAAUCUCCACCGCAAUCCUGAUUUGCCAAGUUCUAUCUACCUUCGUGGGAUCAGCUGGAUUUAGUAUUAUUUCCUCAGCAACGGACGAAGUGUAUAAGGCUGUAGAUCCAGACAAUGACUACAACUUCAAAAGGAAAGCGGUUACAGGGGGCUGCUACCUUCAGCUUCCACUAGUGAAGGUGUGGAUUUUAGACCGUGAGACCGUUGUUUGA